Chinchilla lanigera (long-tailed chinchilla) is the source of this 759-nucleotide messenger RNA. RefSeq names its product late lactation protein B-like. The transcript is spliced from 7 exons. The record is from RefSeq and is a predicted model, not a curated record. Lineage: Eukaryota; Metazoa; Chordata; Mammalia; Rodentia; Chinchillidae. Gene Ontology annotation, molecular function: small molecule binding. The coding region runs from base 103 to 618 and encodes 171 amino acids.
AAUUAGGAACAUAAAGGCGAUCCUCUGGUGAGGAGCUGCCACAGCUGUCCAGACCCUCGGCUCAUCCAGACACUGCCUCGGCUGUGAGCACAGCGUCUGGAGAUGAAGACCGUGAUAUGGGCCAUCUUGCUGCUCAGUCUGCUGGCUUCCCUGCAGGCCCAGGAUGCUGAACCAGCGAGGAAUGCUUUUGAAGGGACCUGGUACCUGAAGGCCUUAGUAGCCAGUAGGCCGAUGCCAGAGGGAAUGAAGCCCAAGAAGUCAUUCCCUGUGACAGUGACAGCUCUGGAGGACGGCAGCUACGAAGCCCAGUUUUCCUUCUCCUAUAAGAAUAAAUGCCAAGAGAAGAUCAUUGAGAUGCAGAGAACCAAGGAUCCUAAAAAAUUCAAAACCACACAAGACAUGAUCGUAUCUGUAGAGGAGAUGAAUGUGAAGGACCACCUCAUCUUCUACAUUGAGCACCAGGUCUUCGGGAUGCCCGUGCGCAUUGCGAAGCUCAUGGCGAGGAUGCCGGAGGAAAACCCAGAGGCCCUGCGCGAAUUUAAGAAGUUCAUAAAGCACAAGAAGAUCCCUGUGGAGUACAUGGUCAUCCCCCAGCAAAGCAAGAAAUGUGUCUCCUAGGACGACUUGGCUGCCAACCAGGUCUGCACAUCCUGAGACCCCGCUACUGCCAACUGCACGAACGCCGAUGGACUGCCCUCCUGCAGCAGCCCAUCCCUCCCCUGACCCUGUCUGACUCCAAAUAAAGAACUUCAGCAACCA